UCUUUUCUCCGAUAUGAUUGUUCCACCAAUUCCCAUAGCUCGAUCAAGCAGUAGUACCUGGAAUCGAGGCUUGGCGAAAUAAAAUCCUAAGAAGUCAACAUUUUGUUGGGAACGUUUUUUAGUAACCGAUUUUCUAAACAACAAUUGACUCUAGUCGAAUCGAGUUAUCGAGAACACGUAUUAUGAAAUAUGUAUGUAGUGAGUACUGGAACUCUAUAACUUUGUUGGGUUCCCUUUCCCAUGAGACGAUACAGUUCUAGGGCUGCAAACGAACGGGCUGCUCGCGAGCAACUCGUGGCUCAGCUCGUUAAGGCUCGGCUCAGUUUGUUUAGUAACAAGCUGAUCUCAACACUCAAAAUGUCGGCUCGGCUUGCAAAAGCUCAGCUCGUACAUGUAGGCUCGGCUCUUAAAGAGGCUCGUUAAGUAAAUUAACUGGGCUUGGCUCGUUUACAACCGAGCUGAGCUCGAACACAACAAGCUCGGCUCGGCUGCACCACUAAAGGAUACUGUCAUUACUGGUAUGCCUACCAUGUGUUCGUCAAAAAUCUCAAGUGUUGUUACUGACAUCUUCUAUAGAAUUUCUGAUGAACUUCCAAUUAUACCUGACUGGGUAUAAUUGGAAAUAUCACCUCUUAACACGUUUGUGAUAUAGUCCUCUCUAAUUUUACUGCAUAUUAUCCCCAUCAUUUGGGCGCACUUGGUUCCUAUUGCUUUAAUUCUAUGCACAAUGACCUGCCACCUCGAGUGCUACCAAUAUGCAGCAUACACUCUUUUACAUAAGGUUCACAAGCUCAGGAUAUAGGUUCUGUAAGGCCUUUAAGUGAUACCAGAGGCAAUUGUAUGUGAUAGGUGUGCUUAGGUGGAUGGAGGAUGCGCUAAGGAUGUCUUGAACAUUGAAAUGGAAUAUCGAUAUUGCUUAUGCUCUGCCCUUCAUGAUCUUCAUCCUACAGAUUAGCAACAAUGGUGAUUGCUUCCAACACCGAUCCCCCAAUAUAGUCGUUAAUGAUGGAGAUAUAGCAAGUUCAACAAGGCUGAAAAUGGCAAUUGCAGUGUCUUUUUCAUCUCAAAAUAGAGUGAUUAUACCCCUGAAGUCCCAGUUCGUCCCACCUGUGUCUCUAUGGACAUCCAACACCGUUUUUAGAAAUCAUAGAAAAAAGAGGAACUGGAGAAGUCUACGUAUUUCAGCAGGUCAUUCAGCUCCCAAAAUAGUUCGUGAUCGUUUGCUGGACAGUCAUGUGGUGAGGCAAAACAAAAUUCGAUUUGUACAAAAACUGAAAACUCUACUUCUUUCGAAACCAAAACAUUACAUGCCACUCCACAUUCUCUCCAAAUGCCGCUCCUAUCUAUCCCUAGAAAAGCAACGUUCCCUCAUGACUAUGAUCCGUCGAUACCCUACCAUCUUUGAACUCUUCACAAUCCCAACGGCUCCCAUUCCAUUUAAUGCAACAAAACCCUAUUGUCAGCUCUGUGUCCGUCUUACCCCAGCUGCAGCUGCUCUUGCAACUCAAGAAUCCCAUCUCAAAUCAGCCAUGUCCGAAAGCUUGAGUGGGAAGCUCCAAAAACUUCUCAUGCUCUCCUCCCACCGACGAAUUGUCUUGUCAAAGCUUGUUCACCUUGCCCCCGACCUUGGCAUGCCUCCUAAUUUCCGAUCCAAACUCUGCAACCACCACCCAGACAAGUUCAAGACUGUUGACACCUCCUAUGGCCGUGCGCUGGAGCUUGUUUCAUGGGACCCACAUCUAGCUUACGCUUUACCUGCUCCUGAAGCUAAAUCCGGGCUGAUUGUAGAUAGACCACUGAAAUUCAAGCAUUUGAGACUCCGAAAGGGGCUGAACUUGAAAAGACCUCAUCGUGAAUUUCUGAUCAAGUUUGAAGAACUGCCCAGUGUGUGCCCUUAUAAAACUACCGCGGUUGAAUUAGUGAAGGAGUCCAUCAAGGCAGAGAAGAGGGCUUGUGCUGUGGUGAGGGAGGUCUUAGGAAUGACUGUUGAGAAGAGGACUUUGGUCGAUCACCUGACGCAUUUUAGGAAGGAGUUUGGGCUGCCGAACAAGUUGCGGGGGAUGCUAGUGAGGCACCCAGAAUUGUUCUAUGUGAGUUUGAAAGGACAGAGGGACUCUGUGUUUUUGGUUGAGUGCUACAAUGAUAAGGGUGCACUCACACAGAAGGAUGAAACUUCGGUUAUAAAAGAUCAAUUAAUGGAGUUGGUUAUAGAAGGGAAGCGGUUGAGGCGAGAGUGGAGAAAUGGUGGCUUUAGGGAUGAUGAUGUUGGUAAUGGUGUUGCUAGCGAACCUGAUGAUGUCGAUGAUGAUUAUGAUGAUGGCUUAGAUAACCUGUUUGAAUCUGACAGCGAUGAUGAUAACGAUGGUGGCAGUGAUGACGACGACGAUGAGGGUGACUACUUGUUAAGCCCAGAGAAGAAGCAAGAGUACUGGAGUGUCGAAGCUGCUGAUGGUAAAAGGGAUUUGCAACCGUGGUAAGUAACUUCCACUCCCAUGUGCUUAAACCUCGGCAAAAGGGAUAAUCAUUCUGUGUUAUAAAUAUGAGGGAAAUGUGCAGUUGUAAAAUGCCACUCUAGUUGUGUUACAUACGAACUGCAACGUUUUAUUUCUUAAUGUACCCAAAUUUAUUGGUGUUACAAGUCAAGUCGAGAUGCAAAGUAUAAACAUGA
This is a messenger RNA of Rhododendron vialii, 2668 nucleotides long. RefSeq names its product protein WHAT'S THIS FACTOR 1 homolog, chloroplastic. Gene Ontology annotation, molecular function: RNA binding. The transcript is spliced from 5 exons. The record is from RefSeq and is a predicted model, not a curated record. Lineage: Eukaryota; Viridiplantae; Streptophyta; Magnoliopsida; Ericales; Ericaceae. The coding region runs from base 933 to 2477 and encodes 514 amino acids.